AUGUGCUAACAACAUUAAAGAAUGCAUUAACAUUAACAGCUGUAAUGUAGUUACUAUAAAAAUGUGGUUAAGGAAUUCAUCAUGGCUGGCAUAACUUUCAUCUGUCAUCUUGUCUUAACUUUCUGUCCUUUGUCUGAUUAGCAGCACCAAAUCAUCAUCUGGUGCUUCAGUUUCGUCUGCACUUGAUGCCUCAAAGAGGAGGAGCAGGUUUCCGAAGCCCAAACCUAACCUUAGUGUGGCGUCCAGAUUCAUGCACGGUUCUCCAAAACCGAAAAACACUGAGCCUAGAAAAUUCUCCUCUGAAAAGAUCUUACCUCAGACCACUGGUAAGGACCACCACUGUAACUUGGAAGAUUUAAGCAGUGAGGAGUUCUCCAAAGAAGAGGAGACAUCUCAGUCACAUGCAGUGGGCAUGGAAUCAGAAUCAGCAAAAGGUUCCCUCACCCCAGUCCCAACUCCAAAGACUGAAGGCCCUGUAGACUACAGUGUAAACAAAACAGUUGUUCUCAGUGGUGCAUCUCCAACAGUGCCAGAGCAGGAGACCAUCACUAUAGUGACGCUGAGUACAUCCAGUGCUGAAGAGUCGCAGUUGGCUUCUGAGCAAACCAACGACACUUGUGAUAUGGAUACGUUGCCAGUUGGUGCAUCUGUAGCAGAAGACCUUCAUAUGGGGGAUACUACAUGUAUUUUGCCUCUGCCUACACAGGCUGCAGAGCAAGAAAGUACAGGAGAGAUGAUGGGUAAUUUGGAGGAAUUAUGUGCUCCUGCAAAGAUCAUCCAGCCAACUGGAGAUGGCAACAGUGAAGAGGAACCCACCUUCAUUUUGACUUUAUAUGAGAUUCCUGUUACUGAACCGUAUCCAGCUUCAGCCAGUACUGACUCUCAACUACUGUUUUCAGACCAGCCUCCUUUACCAUCUACAGCAGAGUCUUCCAGUGACUCUAUGUCUGUGGAAACUGGAGACAUUCAGAAUGAGUGCCUGGACAUUUCGCAAAAUGAGUUGUCUGGGACCGUAGGUCCAGAAGAAGAAUCAAAUAAGACACUAUUAGUGUUGGAAGAGAAAACUUCACCUGGGCCUUGCAGAGAAUUUGACCAGCAAACCUUGCCCCAAGCAACAUCUCAGCAAACCUUAGCACCUCAAGCAACGGACGAGGCCAGUGAGGUUUCUACAAAGCUGGAAACUGAAGAUAUGUUGGACUCUGCAAGUACAGAAUCAAAGUCUGAGGGUCCAGAAUUGAUCCCACUUGAAGAUUUGAAGCCCAUGCAUCAGAGCACACCAUUUACUGUUAGGGUUUCAAAACAUAUUGCCCCAGUACCUCAAGACAUGGAGGACUCUGAGGAGCGCAAGGGUGUUUCACACAUUGUUUCGACUGACGUCUUUGUUCCUGCCUCGGAGAUGGGAGACGAUUCAAUAAAGCACAGCCCACCCAGUGAAGAGCCAAUAAAGGAUGAAUACUCUCCAGCGGUGUCCAGCCCAUUGUUUACUGUGACUGUGGAGUCAAAGGAUGGACCAUCAUUGUCAGAGGAUAAAAAAGCACCUGCCAGAAGGAGAGGCAAGCUGCAACCUAAACUAGUGCAAAGGACAUCUAGUAAAGAAGACUCCUCAAAAACUGAUCAACCAACCUCAUCACAAGCUGUCUUGCCAGCAUCUCAGCCAACUGUAGUACCUGAGAUAAAGCAGGACUCUAGUACUGUUUCAGCAAAAUUGGAAAUAGAGAAUAUCCCAGAUGCCCCCAAGUUGCGGUUAGCAUCAAAUACCAAAGGAAGUUCAGUUCUGGAUCCCCUUCAAGGCAGAGAUUUGCAGCAGAAGCUCCAGAUUACACGGUGCACAGUUAGCCUUACAAGAUGUGUUGGUUUGGUUCCACCAGAAUCUCACAUGUUUCCGGCCUCUGAAGAUCAUGUUCCAAUGGAGCAGACAGCAUCUGAAGAAAAAGUGGCAGAUAUUCCAAGUGAAAAAGAUGCUGACACGAUGCCAACUGACAGAACAUCUGCCUCACAAGAAAUUAAAGCACCUAUAAGAAGAAGAGGAAUGCUGCAAGUGAAGCCUACGUUCCGAGUAAGACCAUCCCUUAAAAAGGAAACCCAGUAUGAGUUGGAAACCACUCAGUCAGAUCCAGUACAAACCAUCUCAGCAACGCCCCAAGAACCUGAGCUUGAGAAAGAGGCCAGCAUGACUUCCAAGCUUGUAACAGGAGACACUGAAAUAAAAUAUGAUAUGGAGUCAAGCUCGGAGGACAAAGAAAGCUCUUUAUCAACGGCCCGUGAAGAAGCAAACUUGCAAAGCCAUGACCGCGUACCUGUUAGUGUGGAGGCGACAGCUUCAUGUUCUGGCUCUUCGCCUGCGGACUCUGAGGACACUGAGGAAGACUGUGAAGGUGUUUCUCAUAUGGUGCUGGCUGACGUCUUUGUUCCUGUUUCUGAGGAGAUGGGACAUGAUUUAAGCCAAGACUGGCUAAUACCUAUAGAGAGCAGUCCUCAUAAAGAGAAUGUCAAUCAUCCAAAGAAGGAGGAGGUUCACCAUGGGGAAAAACCUGAAGAAUCAAAGAAGAGUAAAACACCUAUCAAGAGGAAAGACAAGCAGAGGACAUGUGCUAAAAAUGACUCAAGUACUGCAAAGCUGGAAGAAGUAGAUCUCUCUGACCCCCCCAAAGGACCAGAUCGAGAAGCCAAAGAGAGCUCAGAACAGGUGAAGCUGGAAGAAGAAUUACGGAGAAGGCAUCAGAUCAUGCCUUGCACUGUUAGGGUCUCAAGAUGCUCUGACUCUCUGCCUGUGGACUCGGAAGAGAUUAAAGAAGAAACUGAAGGUCUGUUGACUGACGCUGUACUACCCGUUUCUGACAAAGUGGGAGAUAAUUUAAGCAAGGAAUCGAUGGUAAAUAAGGCAGCCAGUCCAUCCUUUGCUCCAUCAGAAAGGGUCGAGGGAGCAGUCAACUUUGGAGAAGAUCAGAUCAGAAGAGCCAUCAGUAAAAGUGCAGAGAAAAUCCCCUACAAGAAAGAAAUGUAAGCUUAUGGUGAAGUUUCCAUUUUUAAAACGAACAGUCCAGAAAACAGAGUCCUCAAAAAGUGAUCCACCUAAUUUAGAAGACGGUGCUGUACAGCUGCCUCGGACCGUUUCACAAACACGUCAGCUGACCAUAACGGCUUGGGCAAAGAAAAGGUCAGACCAGACUGGAACAAAAUCAGAAGCAGACGACCUCCCUAAGACCUCCCAAAUGGAGUCCAGCUUAAAAGCCAAAGAAAGUUCACCUUUGCCAAGUGCACCACAUGCUCUUAAGACUUUGUGUUCCAACCCGCAGCCCGCAGACUCGUCUGAGAUUGAGAAGAUGAGUGAAGAUAUUUCUCACAUUACUUUAGUGCCUGCUGAGGAUGCUGGAGAGGGAAGCAUCUCCUGUACCAAGAUACAUGAAGUGGAAACAUCAGCAGAUAAUUCCCCCAAAAAUUUGAAGGAGUCAAAUGAGGAACGUUCAGGAUCGCAGAUAAACAAAUCACCUGCCAAACAAAAAGCCAAGCCUCAGAUGAAGCCUGCACUGUUGAAAGGGACCCCUGCUAAGGAUGAAGAUAACUCGUCAAAAACUGAUAAAUCACCGUCAACUCAGCUCUCCUCACCAACACGGCAGCGUACCAGGGCAGCCAGAGCAAAGGGAGACUCUGAGAAAGCAUCUAAGAAGCAAACAGAUGAUGUGUCUAAUACACCCAGAAUGGAAACAGAAAGCUUUCUUCUAACAAGUGAUCCACAGUCUCCCAAACACUCAGCUCUCUGGCCAAAGGUCGUCCUGCCUCGUGUAAAAUUACGGACUACUGAUGCAGGAUCUUCCUCGGACUCCUCCACCCCAACUUCCUCCCCAGUCAGGGUCUUAACAUGUGCAUCCCAACCAGUGACUCCUCCCAAGAAAUCCCCUGCCGUUACAGCUGAACAAAGUUCUCCCAUGUCCUGUGAGGAUACAGAAGAUGAAUCAUCCAAAGUAUCUCAGUUCUUCCUCUGUGACAUCUUCACUGAAGUAGAGGAUGGAGACUGACUGGUUAGCUUAUCCAAAGACUGCUGGUUAUAUUACAGGUGCUGUUCUGUUAGUCUGUUACCUCUCAUAGAAGCAAGUGUUCAAGUUCAAGUGUUCAUUUCUUAAGCAUCAUUUAUACUGUUCUAAUUUAGCAUUAACAAAAUGCUACAACAUUAUUUUUGUCUGUGAUCACUAGAAUAAUUACUGUUUCUUUUAGUUAAGUUGCACAGUUCAAACAACUGUAGUUCAUCUUCAGUUUUAACCCAUUAAUGUCUCAUGUUAAUUUUGCCUAAUAGAAAAGCUAUAAUUUUAUUGACAACUGCCUGACAGAAAUUGAUUCCUCCAUAGGCUCUCUGAAGGCAUUAUGGGUGAUUUAGCUGUGAAUGUUACUGAGGCAAUGUCUUUCCCAGUGCAAUGUGCCUAAUUUUUUGUGACAGUGAAUGUGAUGCAGUUCCAUAUGUUGCAGUCUUACCAAAUGUGCAAUCCUUGCUGCCUUAUUUAUUUCUUAGUUAUUUGUGAAUAAACAUUGCACUUGUAUAUCUGUGGU
Colossoma macropomum (tambaqui) is the source of this 4542-nucleotide messenger RNA. RefSeq lists its product as uncharacterized. Bases 251 to 3004 code for a protein of 917 amino acids. The transcript has 24 exons. NCBI's taxonomy places the organism in Eukaryota, Metazoa, Chordata, Actinopteri, Characiformes, Serrasalmidae. The record is from RefSeq and is a predicted model, not a curated record.